This is a messenger RNA of Macadamia integrifolia, 2041 nucleotides long. RefSeq lists its product as uncharacterized. Bases 8 to 2041 code for a protein of 677 amino acids. The transcript is spliced from 6 exons. Gene Ontology annotation, molecular function: protein binding. The record is from RefSeq and is a predicted model, not a curated record. Lineage: Eukaryota; Viridiplantae; Streptophyta; Magnoliopsida; Proteales; Proteaceae.
ACAAUCGAUGCCUUCCCUAGAAGAUAUUCCUGUCCUUGGAAAAGAAAACUAUAUGACAUGGAAAUCAUGGAUGAAGAGCUACUUGGAGGAGACAAAACUAUGGGAUUAUGCACUAGGAGAAAUCCCUCAACCUCAAGAUAUUUUUAGGCAACAGUAUUCUGACUGGCUAGGGAAACAAGCACAAGUUAAAAUAAAAAUCCGGCAAAAGUGUGGACAAAUGAUGAGACAAUACAUUGAAGCAUUGGAUGGCACAGAGAGUUGGAAACAAUUGGCUCUCAUGCAUGAGUACACUUUUCAUGAACCAGGAAUGAAGAUGACAAGGGAGAUCACGAAUCACACUUGGUGUCCCCCCUUGUACAACGCCAUCGCCGAUGGUAAUUGGAAGGUUGUCUCUAAAUUCCUCGAACAAAACGAGGGAGCUCUUAAAGCCAGGCUUACAUCAAAUGGAGAACUUCUUCUUCAUGUGGCAGUUCUAAAAGAAAAAGUGAGAAUCGUAAAGGAGUUGGUGAAGAAGAUGGAUGCAACAGAUCUAAAGAUUCCAGAAAAACAAGGUAGAACAGUCCUCCAGAUUGCUGCUUCAAUUGGGAAUGUACAUAUAGUGAAGGCCAUAGUAGAGAAGGAAAAGAGCCUAGUUACGGUGAAAACCUCUUACAACAUCCCAAUCGUUGUGGCUGGAAUGGCUGGGAAAAGAGAAGUUAUGCAGUUUCUUUACAGGUUCACUAUAGAGCAAUAUCAAGAAGAAGAAGAGAAAAUGGAUGUGGAGUAUAAAAAAGUUCUAGAGAUGGGGAAGGAAUUCAAGAAAGAGAAAAACAAGGAAGCAGACCCGGAGGAGACAGAUUUAAGAGAGGUACUGAGGAAUAGGUACAUGAUGGAUGUAAAGGAAAAGCCAAAAGAACUGAAGAGGAUUAGAGCUACCAUACUUACUUCUUUAAUUUUCCGUGAAUUCUAUGUGUUAGAAUUUUUGAAUAUGCCUGUGAAAACCAGAGAUGUGGAAAACGGCGGCAAUGUUGAAGGAGGAGGCACAAAUGGAGGAGGAGAAAGCAGCAUCAAUAAUAUUCCUUGGUGGUUUUGUAGGGGACUAUACUCGCGGUGGUGCCAUGAUGCAUUAAUUAGCGUUGGAGUUAAACUAAGUUGCAUUAAGAAAGUAUACGAUAUGAAGUUGAAGCAUGAUGGGGCUUGUAAGCUACUGAAAGAAUUAUGGAGGCUAUAUUCAUCAUAUGAAAAUUUUGAAGACGUGGAGGAUGAAUUGGUCAAAGCAAUGUUCAAUGCAACUGAAUUUGGGAUUGUUGAAUUCAUCGAAGAGGUCAUCAAGAAUUGUCCAAAGCUUCUAUCGGCAACUUACCCGGGACACCAUGAGCAGCAUGCAGGGCAAACCAUAUUUCAUUACGCAAAAAGUCAACGUCAAGUACAAAUUUUCAGACUGUUUCAAGGACUAGGUCCAAUGAAGGAUGAUAUUGUGCAGAUAGCAGAUGAAUCUGAACAAAACUACAUGUCACAUCUAGCUGCCAAAAAGGCAACUGUCUCAGGUUUGAAUCGAAUGCGUCGUGCAGCUCUCCAAGUCCGACGCGAUGUACAAUGGUAUCAGGCAGUGGAAAGCAUUAUGCCACCCUCCUUCAUAAGUUCCAAAAACAAAAAUGGACAGACAUCAAGAAAGUUAUUCUUAGAGGAGCACAAACAGCUAGUAGAUGAAGGUGCAAAGUGGAUGAAGGAAACAGCGCAACAAUGCAUCGUGGUCGCAACACUUAUAGCCACAAUCAUGUUUCAAGCAGUGUUUAGUAUUCCAGAUGUCUUCAAUAUUACAAGCUCUGGUGGCCGCGGCGGCGGGGAGAUCACUAGUGGUACAAGCAGCAAUCAAAAUUACAUACAUAACGAUUUCUCCACAUGUUUUUUUGUGGUCACAAAUAUAUUGGGACUUACCACUUCCGUGGCUUCGAUGUUGAUGUUUCUGGCCAUCAUUACUACAAGCUAUGCAGAAAAAGACUUCUUGAGGAGAUUGCCACUGAUGUUGAUAAUGAGUUUUUUUUCCUUUCCAUUUCAGUAG